AUUGGCCAGUAAUUGGAAUGGAUGAUAAAACCGUGAUCGCUGUUGACACGAUAUUUUAUAUACGCAAAUUUUUUUUUUAGAAUAGUAAUAAAGUGGAAAGAAAAUGCUGGUAAUUGUUUAGAUUCCCGUCCCUCCCCCUUUAUUUCUGAUUUUGGUAAAAUUAGGCUUCGACGCGUUUCUGCACGAAACAAAGGAAUUUGGCCGAAAAAAUGCGACACAGUCCCGCGAAGUGAAAUAUUAAUAAUUAAAAUUGACUAUUCUGGCCGCGCCUGGAGGAGAGUGGGAAGAAAGGGGAGAAGAACGGAACUCUCCACGUGCUCCACAAUGCAAAGAUGUACAAUCUCUUACUAUAGAUGCCACAACUAUAAGCAUAAUACAUAUAAAUGAAUAUCAUUCAUUACGCUGUUAAUCACAGGUCACACACUAUGGCUGCCAAAAAACUCAUUUACCCUGCGGCGGAUCGUAAUAAGGACCCAAUAUUAUCGGUUUUAAAACGAUAUAUCCAACCUGGCACAAAUCAGACCCUCCUGGAGAUAUCCUCCGGUACGGGACAACACGUGGCACAUUUCGCACCGCAUUUUCCACAAGUUACAUUUUACCCCUCGGAAUACGACCCAAAACUUCUGGAUAGCAUUGCUGCGUACGCGAAUGGAUACUCUAAUAUAAAAAGUCCCAUUAGAAUUGAUAUCACCACUGACUACCGGUUAUGGAGUAACGGUAUCUUCAAAUCGAAUAGUUUAGAAUAUAUAUAUAAUGCGAACAUGAUACAUAUUUCGCCGUACCAGUGUACUAUUGGUUUAUUUAACAAUGCGAAUCAGUUGCUGAAACCAAAUGGGUUACUAAUCACCUACGGACCGUAUGCUUUUGAUGGUCAAAUCACUCCGCAAAGUAAUAUAGAUUUCAACGAGUCCUUGAAAUUGCAGGAUCCAAGUUGGGGUUUGCGAGAUGUAACAGUUUUAAAAAAAUUAGCUGAAGAGAAUAAUAUUAGAUUAAUAGAAAUCGUAGAUAUGCCCGCUAAUAAUAAAACGAUAAUUUGGAAAAAAUGUACUCAUUCAUAAGUAAUUGAAACUCAUCAGGUUUGUCAUAUAAUUGAAAAAAUUAUCCCUAAUUGUAAGCUUAAAUAUAUAUGUAUAAGUUUAUUUUUAUUCUACAAAGUUAAAGCAUCACUUUUUUAUCGCACAAGCGCGAUUGUUACAAAUAUGUUUAAUACUGCUACAAUUAUACAUCCUAUAUAUACAUCUUGUAUACAGACGUAUAUGACUAUUAAAAAUAUUGUAUAUACAUA
Molecule: messenger RNA, 1285 nt
Organism: Acromyrmex echinatior (Panamanian leafcutter ant)
Lineage: Eukaryota; Metazoa; Arthropoda; Insecta; Hymenoptera; Formicidae
Product: methyltransferase-like 26
Source: RefSeq, a predicted model, not a curated record